Molecule: messenger RNA, 2618 nt
Organism: Vicia villosa (hairy vetch)
Lineage: Eukaryota; Viridiplantae; Streptophyta; Magnoliopsida; Fabales; Fabaceae
Product: probable inactive receptor kinase At5g58300
Exons: 3
Coding region: 452-2416 (654 amino acids)
Biological process (GO): protein phosphorylation
Molecular function (GO): protein kinase activity; ATP binding; protein binding
Source: RefSeq, a predicted model, not a curated record
CUGCAUUGUCCUCUGACUUCUUCACACCGUUCACUGCUUCGCUGGCCACUCUAUUCUUUAUUCCUCUCAUAACUAAACCUUUUGUUUUCUCACUCAUUGCUAAUUAUUAUUCUUUUUUUUAAAAAGGAAAAAUAAUUCACUUCCUGAAUCUCAAGCUUUUUUUAAUACGUAAUUUUUAAAUUUUUGAACUCUCUAUCUUCACUUCUUGUAGUAGUUGUUGUUGCUGUUAUUGGAAUCUUAAACUUCAAAAUUGCUCAUUAAUUUCAUGCAAAAAUUCUCUUCUACAUUCAUUGGAAUCUCAAACUUGAGAAUUCUAACCACUUAAGCAAAAGGGCAAUUUUAAUAGUAGCUUAUUUAGUGAAUAAGCACUUUUGGAUAAGCUGCUUCUGAGCUCUCUCUUAUGAAUCCUUCUGCUUCAAUUUUGCUUCCUAUCAGCAGGAAAAUGUGAACGAUGGCAGCGGUUACAUUGAAUUCAAUUGUCAAUAUCUUAUACCUUACUAUAAGCAAACAUUCCAUGAAGUUCUACUCAUCUCCGUUGCAAGCUUUCAUUUUGAUCAUUAUAAUUCUUUCUCCUCUAGUUAUUGCUGACCUGAAUUCUGAUAAGCAAGCCCUUCUUGAUUUUGUUACUUCCGUCCCUCAUCGUCGGAACCUUAAAUGGGACCUAACUACCUCAAUAUGUACAUCUUGGAUAGGCAUCACUUGCAAUCCAAACCUUACUCGUGUUGUUUCUCUCCGGCUCCCUGGAGUCGGACUAGUAGGCACCAUUCCAGCCGAUACACUCGGCAAAAUUGACUCGCUCAAAACUAUUAGCCUUCGCUCGAACCUACUUAGUGGAAAUCUACCUCGGGAUAUUACUUCUCUUCCGUCUCUACAAUAUCUCUACCUUCAGCAUAAUAACCUUUCUGGUGAAAUACCAACCUCGUUGUCAUCGCAACUCAAUGCACUUGUUUUGUCAUACAAUUCAUUCACCGGUAACAUUCCGAAGCCAUUACAAAACUUAACACAACUAACCCAUUUGAGCCUCGAGAACAAUUCGUUAUCUGGACCGAUACCUGAUCUCCAUGUCAAUCUCAAACAGUUGAAUUUAAGUUACAACCAUUUGAAUGGCUCUAUCCCUUCAUCUCUACAUACUUUCCCAAGUUCAUCCUUUGAAGGGAACUCUCUUUUAUGUGGAUUACCUCUAAAGUCGUGCUCAUCAGUCCCUCCUUCAUCGGUGCCUCCUGCAUCGGCUCCUGUAAAACAUAACUCCAAAAAAAAACUUAGUAAAGGAGCUAUCAUUGCAAUUUCUGUUGGUGGAGCUGUUCUGUUGUUUUUUGUAGUACUUGUCAUUGUUCUUUGUUGUUUAAAGAAAAAAGAUAACGGAAACUCGAGAGUUGUUAAAGCGAAGGGACCUAGUGGUGGUGGUGGUGGAAGGACAGAAAAACCGAAAGAAGAGUUUGGAAGUGGCGUGCAAGAAUCUGAGAAAAACAAAUUGGUUUUCUUUGAGGGCUGUUCUUAUAAUUUCGAUCUCGAGGAUUUGUUGAGAGCUUCGGCUGAGGUUCUGGGAAAGGGAAGUUAUGGAACCGCAUAUAAGGCUAUCUUGGAGGAAGCAACAACAGUUGUAGUGAAAAGGUUGAAAGAAGUUGUGGUAGGAAAGAGGGAAUUUGAACAGCAGAUGGAAAUUGUUGGAAGCAUUGGAAAUCACCCGAAUGUCGUUCCACUUCGCGCUUAUUAUUAUUCGAAGGAUGAGAAGCUUUUGGUUUGUGACUAUUUCCCAAAUGGCAAUCUAUCUAUACUCUUGCAUGGUACUAGGACAGGCGGACGAGCUUGCUUAGAUUGGAACAUGCGAGUAAAAAUCACUCUCGGAAUUGCUCGGGGAAUUGCGCAUUUACAUUCAGUUGGCGGUCCAAAAUUCACACACGGAAAUGUGAAAUCCUCCAAUGUCCUCAUAAGCCAAGAUAACGAUGGCUGCAUUUCAGAUUUCGGCCUGACACCAAUCAUGAACGUUCCUGCGACCCCUUCCAGAACUGCAGGCUACCGUGCUCCCGAGGUAAUCGAAACUCGGAAACACACUCAUAAAUCAGACGUUUACAGUUUCGGUGUCCUCCUUUUGGAAAUGCUUACAGGUAAAGCACCACAACAGUCUCCAGUACGCGAUGACAUGGUUGAUCUGCCUAGGUGGGUUCAGUCUGUCGUUAGGGAGGAAUGGACCGCCGAGGUUUUCGAUGUGGAGCUAAUGAGGUACCAAAAUAUUGAAGAAGAAAUGGUGCAAAUGUUGCAAAUUGGCAUGGCUUGUGUUGCCAAGGUUCCAGAUAUGAGGCCUAACAUGGAGGAAGUAGUGAGAAUGAUUGAAGAAAUUCGACAAUCUGACUCGGACAACAACCGACCGUCUUCUGACGAGAAUAAAUCCAAGGAUUUAAAUGUUCAAACUCCAUGAUUAACUAUGCUGUUUUUUUUUUCUUGUGUUACAAACAUUAUUGAUUUAUUGAACUUGUUUCUUUAGGAAGUAACAUUCAAUGGGAUAUAAAAGUUCUCUGUUAUUGAAUUUGAGUUAGAUUUGUUAUGGAAUUGUGCUGUAUUAAAGUUGUGGUUCAAUUAUUUAUGAUCUUCAUCUAAUGAAAUGAUAAAUAUUACUCGUC